Rhinopithecus roxellana (golden snub-nosed monkey) is the source of this 3494-nucleotide messenger RNA. RefSeq names its product adaptor related protein complex 5 subunit zeta 1 (gene AP5Z1). Gene Ontology annotation, cellular component: AP-5 adaptor complex. The record is from RefSeq and is a predicted model, not a curated record. NCBI's taxonomy places the organism in Eukaryota, Metazoa, Chordata, Mammalia, Primates, Cercopithecidae. The coding region runs from base 1091 to 3310 and encodes 739 amino acids. The transcript has 14 exons.
UGUAGGCGUGCAUUACCACACCCAGCUCAUGUUUGUAUUUUUCGUAGGGACCCAGGGUCUCACUGUGUUGCCCAGGCUGGUCUCGAACUUCUGGGUAGCAGCCCUCCCUCCUCAGCCAGGAGUUUUUGCCAAGUCCAUGUCCUCCCUCCCUCUGUGUCGUGAGCAGGCCUGGAUGCUUGGCGUGGGGAUCUAGGGGUUCACAGGCUGUCUGUGGUCAUGGGUUGCCCAGGGGUGCAGAGUCUGCUGGAAGGUUGCGGUGGAGCCGGGGUUUUCCCUCCGUUCCCAGCCUGCAGCGUCAUGAGCCGCCUCCUGCACUGGGGUGCAGCCUGCGGUUGCUUUAGUUCUGUGUGGGCGAGAGCUUGUGGGCCCCAGUGUACUCAGGGCAUCCUGGUUGGUGCCCAGCCCCCUCACCUCACAGAGCCCCUGCAGCCCACCUCCAGGCCUCCGAGAUGACCCCGGUAAUGCUGUGGUGGCUCCUCGCCUUUGGGACAAGAUGACUCCGGCUCUUCUUGUUCAUUUCACCAGCCCUUUUCCUCAUGCAACUCUCACUUUUUUUUAGUGGAAGAUGAUCUUGCAAAACUGCUGCCAGGCACCAGCAGUGCACCCCCCGCGAGGCACUUGGCCUCCCAGCCACCAGCCGCCCUCCUCCCUCCCCUGACAGCCCUGCCCCUCUGCUGGGUGUCUCUGGUGCUGCUCAGAUGUUUCAGCAUCUGGGUGUGCGGAGUGAGGCGGGCAGUUUAAAGACUGGGACUCCACACUGGAGGCCCCGCAGGACGGGGUGUUCUGUGGCUGUGACCAGGCCCAUGGUGGCCGCCAUUGUGUUUUUAGCAUUGAAUCAGCCAUGCCCCUACCCGGGGCCCCUCCACCCUCAGCGAUGCAGCUCCCAGGGAAAGAGGCUGGAGGUGGAGCAGGCACCUUGCGGCCCUGGGUGGCCCUGGGUGUGACAUCCUCCCUGCCACCUGCUGGGCCGGGGUAUCGGGGACUGAUGCUUCUCAGGAGUGUCACACAGACUUCCGAAAUUGGGGGAGCUGGUCUCCAGCACAGGCCAGUACCCCAGCGCUUGCCCUGUCUGAUUUGAAGGGUGACAGAAAUGAGGAGGUCAGUGCUGUGGGCCAGGGUGUGCUGCGAGCACUGGAGAGCCGGCAGCCUGAGGGGCCCAGCCUCAGAUACCUCCUCCCCAUCAUGGCCAAGGUCGUGGUCCUCAGCCCGGGCACCCUCCAGGAGGACCAGGCCACCCUGCUCAGCAAGCGGCUGGUUGACUGGCUGCGCUAUGCUAGCCUCCAGCAAGGGCUCCCGCACUCCAGCAGCUUCUUCUCCACGCCCAGGGCCCGGCAGCCUCGGCCCCUCCACCCACCCCCGCCUGUCCUUCCCGCAGCCGGGCCCCAUCACCGAGGUGGACGGGGCAGUGGCCACAGACUUCUUCACGGUGCUCUCCACCGGCCACCGCUUCACGGAGGACCAGUGGCUGAACGUGCAGGCCUUCUCCAUGCUGCGGGCGUGGCUGCUGCACAGUGGCCCUGAGGGCCUGGGCAUCCUGGACACAGAUGACAGGUCAGAGCAGGAGGGCUCCACGCUGUCGGUGAUCUCCGCCACCUCCUCCGCCGGCCGCCUGCUGCCGCCCCGGGAGCGGCUUCGGGAGGUGGCCUUUGAGUACUGCCAGCGCCUCAUUGAGCAGAGUAACCGACGGGCCCUGAGGAAGGGGGACUCCGACCUGCAGAAAGCUUGCCUGGUGGAGGCUGUGCUGGUGCUGGACGUGCUGUGCCGGCAGGACCCGUCCUUCCUGUACCGAAGCCUCUCCUGCCUGAAGACCCUGCACGGGCGGGUGCGCGGGGACCCGGCCUCUGUGCGGGUGCUGCUGCCCCUUGCCCGCUUCUUCCUGAGCCAUGGGGAGGCAGCUGCAGUGGACUCGGAAGCUGUCUACCAGCACCUGUUCACCAGGAUCCCGUUGGAGCAGUUCCACAGCCCCAUGCUGGCCUUUGAGUUCGUCCAGUUCUGCAGGGACAACCUCCACCUGUUUGGCGGGCACCUCGGCACCCUCAGAUUGAGCUUCCCCAACCUCUUCAAGUUCCUGGCCUGGAACAGCCCACCUCUCACCUCCGAGUUUGUGGCACUCCUCCCGGCCCUGGUGGACGCCGGCACGGCCCUGGAGAUGCUACAUGCGCUGCUGGACCUGCCCUGCUUGACGGCGGUGCUGGACCUGCAGCUCAGGUCAUUGCCGGCUUCAUCCGAGAGGCCACUCUGGGACACCUCUCUCAGGGCCCCCAGCUGCCUGGAAGCCUUCCGGGACCCCAAGUUCCAGGGUCUUUUCCAAUACCUGCUGCGCCCCAAGGCCAGUGGCGCCACCGAGAGGUUGGUGCCGCUCUACCAGCUGUUGCAGCCUAUGGCCGGCUGCGCCCGCGUGGCCCAGUGUGCCGAGGCCGUGCCCACGCUGCUGCAGACGUUCUUCUCAGCGGUGACCCAGGUGGCUGACGGGGCCCUGAUCAACCAGCUGGCGCUGCUGCUCCUGGGCAGGAGCGACUCACUCUAUCCGGCCCCGGGGUACGCGGCCCGUGUACACAGUGUGCUGAGCUCCCAGUUCCUGGCCCUGUGUACGCUGAAGCCCUCCCUGGUGGUGGAGCUGGCAAGAGACCUGCUGGAGUUCCUGGGCAGCGUGAACGGCCUCCGCAGCAGGGCGAGCCUCGUCACAAGCGUGGUGUCCCCCCAAGGUGGUCACUGCGCUGAUGACCACACUGACGAAGCUGGCCUCCCGGAGCCAAGACCUGAUCCCCAGGUGCCUGGUCGGGGAGGGAGAGAAGCCUCCUGGCUUUCCUGGGGAAGAGACGUGGCUUCUGAGGUCUUCCCGUCCAGAUGUCUUGAAAUGAUGGCAGCAGCGCAGGGCCUCUCUGUUGCUGUCAAAGAUGAGGACCCUGACUCAGAGUCCAGCCACCAGCUCCAUGCACAGCAAGGAGGGUGCGGAAGCCAUCUGCACCCGGGCCACGGAGCUGCUGACCCUGCUGAAGAUGCCCAGUGUGGCCCAGUUUGUGCUCACACCCAGCACGGAGGUGUGCAGCCCCCGAUAUCACCGCGAUGUCAACACGGCCCUGCCCCUGGCCUUGCGCACGGUCAGCCGGCUGGUGGAGAGGGAGGCCGGCCUCCUGCCGGGAUGAAGGGACAGCGGCCAGGGACGCCGGUGCAGAUGAAGAGGGUGAGGGAGUCUUGGGAGAGGAGGCAAGGCCCAGGGUGGGCUUGGCACCCUCAGAGACCCAUGGGGCUGGCCCCUGCUCACCCUCUGGGCUUUGUCUCCGAGCCUUUCUCUCCCAGGCAACGCUGAGCUGAGCUGAGCUGAGCUGAGGGGAGCCAUGGAGCGGCUCUGAUUGGAGGCUGAGGCUCUGAUUGGAGGCUGAGGCCCUGUGGCCAGGCUGGGUGGAGGCUGCUGGGGCUGUUUCCUAGUCUUUGUUUUUGGACAGUUUAGGGGCAGAAAGAGCUGCAGUAAAAAUAAAUGCCUUUAAUAAGCA